AUGGAAGGUAUAAGUGAUCGUGCAGCUGGGUCAACAAGUCACCCUCCGUUUCUUGAUGACAAAACCAACUAUGCAGCAUGGAAGGCUAAGAUGAAAGCUUUUUUGUGGGCAAAGGAUGUAGCUGUAUGGGCUGUUAUUGAAAGUGGUUGGGAGUAUCCAACUAAGACUGAAAAAGUUGACACAAAAGAGAUUGGAGAGGGCAGUUCUACUGUUGAAGCCAAAGUUAAGAAGUCGAUGAGUGAAUGGACUAUAGAUGAGAACACCAAGAGUACAAAUAAUAAGAAAGCAUUAAACUCUAUCUUCGCAGCGGUAUCCUUUGAUAAAUUUCAGCUUAUUUCUCAUUGUUACUCUGCAAAGCAAGCAUGGGAUAUUCUUCAAGUUACUCAUGAAGGCACUACAGCUGUUCGAGAAUCCAAGCUUCAGCAACUUAUCCAGCAAUUUGAAAAUAUGAAGAUGGGUGAUGAUGACAAGUUUGCUGAUUUCUAUGCUAGGCUCAAUGUUGUUGUGAAUGGUUGUUUCAACUUAGGAGAUCCCAUACCUCAGCACAGAAUAGUCAAGAAAAUACUCAGGUCUCUUCCUAUGAAAUAUCAUUCCAAGAAGAUAGCCAUUCAAGAGUCGAAGGACCUGAAUACCUAUAAUCUGCAAGAAUUGAUUGGAAACUUAACCACAUAUGAGAUGGAACUCCCUGAUGAAAUGAAGAGCAAAAGCAUAGCUCUUAAAGUGAAGAAAGACAUUGAAGAUGAGUCAACAGAUGAAGAGGAUGCUGAUGAAGAUGAAAUUGAUCUUAGAGGAGUACAGGUAUUUGUCAUCCACAAUAUGGGAUGGGAUCCAAAUUCAAAUCCCCUUUCUCUUAACUGGUUAAUGAAAGAUAAGAGAACUAAAGAAGAUAAGUAG
Messenger RNA from Rosa rugosa (rugosa rose), 894 nucleotides. RefSeq lists its product as uncharacterized. The transcript is spliced from 2 exons. The record is from RefSeq and is a predicted model, not a curated record. Bases 1 to 894 code for a protein of 297 amino acids. NCBI's taxonomy places the organism in Eukaryota, Viridiplantae, Streptophyta, Magnoliopsida, Rosales, Rosaceae.